Molecule: messenger RNA, 3347 nt
Organism: Anolis carolinensis (green anole)
Lineage: Eukaryota; Metazoa; Chordata; Lepidosauria; Squamata; Anolidae
Gene: vps16
Product: VPS16 core subunit of CORVET and HOPS complexes
Exons: 24
Coding region: 78-2582 (834 amino acids)
Biological process (GO): intracellular protein transport; endosomal transport; vacuole fusion, non-autophagic
Cellular component (GO): lysosomal membrane; endosome; cytoplasm
Molecular function (GO): actin binding
Source: RefSeq, a predicted model, not a curated record
CUCCAUACAUUGCUUCAGCAGUAAGGGCGGAAGUGCCUGGGAAAAGCAGAAGAGCAGCUGAGACUGGUCAAAGCAACAUGGAUUGUUACACGGCCAACUGGGACCCUUUGGGGGAAGCGGCUUAUUACAGGAAACUGGAUCUUUAUAGCAUGGGGUGGAACCUGAAGGAAGACUUGCAGGACUGCUUGGUUGCUGCAGCUCCUUAUGGAGGACCCAUUGCCUUGCUAAAAAAUAGAAAAGAGAAGUCUCCCAGUUCCCGACCGCCUCUCGAAAUCUACACGGCUUCAGGGGUCCUUUUAGCAAGCAUUCUGUGGAAGAAUAGCCCGGUGGUGCAUCUGGGCUGGACCACCAGCGAGGACCUCCUCUGCGUCCAGGAGGACGGGUCAGUCCUCGUCUACAGCAUUUUCUGCGAGUUCAAGAAGUGCUUUAGCAUGGGCAACGAAGUCCUGCAGAACCGUGUGCUGGAGGCCAAAGUGUUUCACACUGAAUAUGGCACCGGCGUGGCUAUUCUCACCGGGGCGCAUAGGUUCACCAUGACCACUAACGUGGCCGAUUUGAAGCUCCGCCGGCUGCCUGAGGUGCCAGGCCUUCAGAAGCCGCCCUCCUGCUGGACAGUCUUGUGCCAGGACAGAGUGACCAUUGUCCUCCUCGCCGUGGGACAGGACCUGUACCUCCUGGACAAUACGACCUGCUCCCUCGUGACCUUGCCGGGGCUGAGUCCCAAUGCGGGCUCCUACCUGCGCAUGGCGGUCUCCUUCAACUACCGCUUCUUGGCACUCUUCACCGACACCGGAUACCUCUGGAUGGGGAGGUCCCACUUAAAGGAAAAAUUGGGUGAAUUCAGCUGUGAAUUUCGAAAUCCGCCAAAGCAGAUGGCUUGGUGCACCCGAUCGCACAGCAAGCAGCGCGCCGUGGUCCUGGCCUGGGAUCGGCGCCUCGUGGUGGCUGGGAACGGAGACCAGUGCAUCCAGUACCCUCUGGAUGAGGAUACGUAUCUUGUGCCGGAACUGGACGGGGUGCGGAUUUUCUCCCGUUCCACCCAUGAAUUCCUCCAUGAGAUUCCAGAGGCCAGCCAGGAAAUAUUUAGGAUCGCCUCCAUGGCUCCAGGGGCUUUGUUGUUGGAGGCUCAAAAGGAGUACGAGAAAGAGAGCCAGAAAGCCGAUGAAUAUUUGCGGGAGAUCAAGGACCAGAAUUUGCUUCCCGAGGCAGUCAGGCAGUGCAUUGAAGCAGCCAGCUAUGAGCAAGAGCCAGAAAUCCAGAAAUCUCUUCUUCGGGCGGCUUCUUUUGGGAAAUGCUUUGUGGACAAGUUCACACCGGAGAGUUUUGUGGAGACCUGCCGAGACCUGCGAGUGCUGAACGCUAUCCGGGAUUACCAGAUCGGGAUCCCUCUGAGCUUUGACCAAUACCGGCAGCUCACCACUGAAGUUUUACUUGACAGGCUGGUUUUGCGGAGACUUUACCCAGUUGCGAUCAAGAUCUGUGAGUACCUGCGCCUCUCCGAGUUCCAGGGCAUCAGCCGGAUCCUGGCGCAUUGGGCUUGUUACAAGGUGCAGCAGAAGGACAAGUCUGAUGAAGAGGUGGCACAAGCCAUUAACCAAAAACUGGGCGACACUCCUGGCAUUUCCUAUUCGGAGAUUGCUGCCCGGGCCUAUGAGUGCGGACGGACAGAGCUGGCCAUUAAGCUUCUGGAAUAUGAGCCUCGAUCCGGGAAGCAGGUCCCUCUGCUGCUGAAGAUGAAGAGGAGCCAGCUGGCCCUGAGCAAAGCCAUUGAGAGUGGAGACACCGAUUUGGUGUACACAGUCAUCUUGCACCUGAAGAACGAGCUCAACCGCGGCGCCUUCUUCAUGACCCUGCAAAACCAGCCGGUUGCCAUGAGCCUCUAUCGCCAGUUCUGCAAGCACCAAGAAUUGGAUACGCUCAAAGACCUCUACAACCAAGAUGACGACCACCAAGAACUCGGCAACUUCCAUGUGCGCUCCAGCUACGUCAACGAGAAGCGGAUCGAGGGACGGGUGGCCAGUUUGCAGAAUGCAGUGGAUGAAUAUUACAAAGCCAAGAAUGAGUUUGCAGCCAAGGCCACGGAGGACCAGAUCAAACUCCUUCGCAUUCAGCGGCGGCUCCAGGAUGACUUUGACAAGCCGUACCUGGACUAUUCUCUCCACGACACUGUCUACAACCUCAUCUUGGAAGGGAACCACAAGCGGGCCGAGCAGCUCUAUCGGGACUUCAAGAUCCCAGAUAAAAGGUUCUGGUGGCUGAAGAUCAAUGCCUUGGCUGAGCAGGGAGACUGGGAGGAGAUGGAGAAGUUCUCCAAGUCGAAAAAGUCCCCCAUCGGAUACCUGCCCUUUGUGGAGAUCUGUAUGAAGCACCACAACCGCCACGAGGCCAGGAAGUUCGCUCCCCGCGUGGCUCCAGAGCAGAGGGUGAAGGCCUUCCUCCUGGUUGGGGACCUGAACCAAGCUGCGGACGCUGCCAUCGAGCGCAAAAACGAGACGGAGAUGAGCCUGGUCCUGUCCAAAUGCAACGACACAGCGGUCGCUGCCAAGAUCAACCACGCAAAGGCUCAGCUCGGGAAGAAGUAACAGACCUGUAACCCUGGCUGCAGUUCUGUCCUGGCUUUUCAGGGCUUGGUUGUGAGCUGCCGGUCUGGAGGUUUGGAUCUGAGUGACCGCCCAGGUCUAAGCGAGGUCCUUAAGAUGCCACAAAGUGUUACCUGGUUGCAAAGAUGAGCAAAUGGACAGAGGAGAGGUGUGGUCAUUGCCUUCCUUCCCUCCCUCUCAUUUCCAUGCAUUGGCUACAGAUGGUUUUGUGCAGACAAGUUACUCCUUUCUUUCUAUCUUUCCCAUUUCUGUGACUGUUUACACCAUCUUGUUCCAUUUUCCCUGCCUUUCCAUGACCUCUCAGGUAUAAGAGACAAAUGCACACCACACCUUUGCUCUUGUUCCUCAGCUGCUCAAAUUAUUAUUAAUGUCCCCUUCUUUUCAUCUCCUCUGAAAAUAAGUCAGCUGCUUCUCCUUCUUUGCUGACAACUUGUCCUUUCCUUGUGUCUCCGUUGCCACGCAAAUUUGUGCAACUAAAUUGUACCGAGUCUUUGUAUUGCUUUGCACAAGAAAUGCAUAAGUGACAGACAUUAAAUCUAUUGACAGAGGGGUUGAAAGGAUGCUCAGCCUUUUUUGUAAACAUCUCAGCCCUGAGCCUGCAAAGGGAAAGAACCGAGUUUGUUACAGUUGCCACCUUAAAACAGAACUUGAUUUGCUUUGGGUACAUCUCUCCAGAGUUGUCUUUCACCUGUAAAUUUGUAAAGCAAGACAAUUCCUUCGUUGGAAAUAAAAUCAUUUAAAAAACUG